Messenger RNA from Drosophila hydei, 897 nucleotides. RefSeq lists its product as uncharacterized. The transcript is spliced from 3 exons. The record is from RefSeq and is a predicted model, not a curated record. The coding region runs from base 67 to 870 and encodes 267 amino acids. Lineage: Eukaryota; Metazoa; Arthropoda; Insecta; Diptera; Drosophilidae.
AAUAUAAUUUCCUAAAAUCUGUAAAAAAAAACAACACUUUUUAUGUGAUUUUAUGUUCUUUAAACUAUGGAUCCAAAUUAUAUUUUAAGUAGAUUUUUCACUUGUAUAAUUAUUUUGAGUCACAUUGACGCCAAGCCCUUAUUCAACCUGGAGCCUAAUAUAAAGACAGUUAUCUCUAGGCAAAAUGUUGAUACGCCCAGUGAAAAUAUCUCGGGCGAUCAAGAAGUCGUUAAGAAAAACGUCAUCUUGCGACUGUCUAAAAGUGGAUUAAAGCAAGGCGGAGCAGCAGCAGCUGAACCAGCAUUAAAGCCAGAGGUCCAGACACUUGCAGUGGAAUCACGGGCAGACAGGCAGCAGCACGCAACAGGUCACACAACAAAACAGACAACAGAGGUAAAAGAGGAAAGAGAAACGGAAUGGACUAUCUCAAUACCUAGAUUCAAGCUUGAUGCCAUGGGCAAAUGGAUGUACAAUCCAUGGGGCGUCACAUAUGGACAAGUUUGGGAGGAUACGCGUUUCAAUGUCAAUGCUGUCGUCACUAUUCCACGAAUAACAAAAGCCGAUAGCCCCCAGCAGAAUUACUACCCAGAGGACAAUAAUUUAGGUGAAGUAUGCGCUGGCAGGUCGACAGUCUACAAUGUUCCUAAGAUCAAGGACUGGCUCACAAUCUUUCCCUAUGGGAGUGUGCACGACAACAGGCCCAUCAUGAAUGAUCUCCGCAGGAACCUAUUUAAAAAAGGCAACGCCGAGCAAUGCCAUACAAAGGAUUUUGUCCAGUUCCGAGAGUUUCAGGAGUGCAUGCUAAGGCGCAACCAACGCCUGGAAUACUAUAUUCCGAAGUACCCAUUGCAUCAACUUGUAAAAAGUUAAUUUUGUAAUGAAUUGUAAAUGCUUUUG